CUUGUUUUCUUCUAUCGAAUUUUGGUAGAGAGACUCCUGUAUAUAAGGCUCGUAUUCAGUUGUCUGCGUCUAAUCAGUCGAAAUACAUUCAGUGUACAAUGUCUGAAGUGAAGAUAACUAAAGACAAUGUGUGGGAACAUUUUAAAGAACUUUCGGGACAGUUUUUUAAAGCAAAGUGUGAGAUUUGCAAAAGUGAUUUGAUCUACGUCGAUUUUACAACGAUUGACCGUCAUUUGCGUGAAAAUCAUUUCGAUUAUUUAUUACACACAGUAGAUAAAAAAUUGAAAAAAUUGAAAAUGUAUGACAAUCUUCGUUUACAAAGUUCUGUUGGUGAUAAAAACAUUUCGUUUCAAGAUAAUGACUACAUAAGGAUAUUGAAAAAUAUGGCAAAUGCUGCAAUUUUAAAAAAUAAAUCAGAAUAUUGCGCACAAGUUGAUGUUUUUACAAUAAAGUGUAAGAUAGGGAAUUGUGACUUUACUACAAAUCUUCCUGUUUCAUAUAAUAUAAAACAUCAUUUUUUAACAGAGCUACAUAUGAGCAAUUUGAGAGAAAUGCAAACGGGCGCAAUGUCUAUGCCACCGACUAUUGCAAAUGAAAGAGAACAAUUUAUGGAAAAGUACGUAAUAUUGACGGACUUUCAAGCAAUAUGCGCAAAGCAAUCAUGCUUUGUUAUGAAUCGUUAUAUCGACCAUAAAAAGUUUAAUAAACAUGUAAGUGAGAUACAUCCACAAGUUACUUCAUACGAGAACAAAAACGGAGGAGAAUAUCCAUGGAUGCAAUUCAAGUAUCUGGACGAAAUAAGAUCACAAUGUCUUCACUGUCCACUCGGCUUUGGUAAUCCACCGUCUAAGGAGGAUUGGUUAAGAGAGCAUUUAGAGGGAGGAUAUCAUAACGACAUAAACCGUUAUGUCCAUAAGUCAAAAAUAGGCAAGGAAUGGGAAUGGAAAUACUGUACAAAGAUUGAAGAGAGAGAUUAUCACGUGCGAUGCGAUAUUUGCAGAAACGAAAUAGAACUUGAACUUGUUAACUUAACAAAUUUAAACCAUCUUUGUGCAUCUAAAGAUACAGAUCAAGAUACAGAGCUGAACAAACCGACAAGUACGGAAAGUGCAUGUGACGCAGCUGGAACAUCAGGAAUCCAACCAAAAAAGAAAAAACGUGAAUAAUGCUAACGGCGAUCGCGACAGCUAGCACGACAACCAGCACAAAAGGCAAUCUUUACUUGGUGAUUGAUGCAAUCUAUAACAUGCAAAGAAAAUAAUGUAAUUUGUAAUUAUUCGUUUUAUGUUUAUAAAAUUAUAAGUGUGUUCAUAAAUUUACGUAUU
This is a messenger RNA of Linepithema humile (Argentine ant), 1325 nucleotides long. The record is from RefSeq and is a predicted model, not a curated record. NCBI's taxonomy places the organism in Eukaryota, Metazoa, Arthropoda, Insecta, Hymenoptera, Formicidae.